AUGAACAGUACUAAUAGUACAACCCAUUCAGUUGAAUCAGCUGAAGCCGAAGUUGAAUGGUGGAGGAUCUUAAUCAUCAUUGUCCUGUCACUACUGACUGGCUUGUUUUCAGGAUUGAACUUAGGUAUCAUCGGCCUUGAUCCAAAUUACUUGGAACUACUUACUUUAGGGCCUUUUGAAACGAAAGAAGAUGAGAGAGAUGCAGCUUAUGCAAAAAAAAUCAUACCUCUCCGUAAAAGAGGAAACUUACUAUUGUGUACCAUUAUUUUGGGGAAUGUGUCAGUAGGAUCAAUCUUGUCAAUUUUCAUGGCCGAAUUAACCAGUGGACUCAUUGGAGUAAUCAUUUCAACUGCGAUUAUAAUGAUCUUUGGAGAAAUUCUUCCAUAGUCAGUCUGUUCAAGACAUGCUCUAGUAAUUGGAGCCUAUACUACUUGGAUUUUAUGGAUAUUUGUGAUACUCUUAUUCCCUAUCGCAUUCCCUAUUUCUGCGAUACUAGAUAAAAUUCUUGGAUAAGAAGAUGGGGAGCAAUAUAACAAAAGUAAAAUGAAGAGACUUUUUGAAAUGUAUGAAAAAGAAAAACUUUUAGAUCCAUCUGAGAGAAAAAUUCUAUCAGCUGCUUUGGAGCUAUAGGAAAAGACAGCAGAGUCUGUAAUGACAAAUCUUGAAGAGACAUUUAUGCUUGAUAUUGAUUCGAUCUUAGAUAAAGAUUUGCUAAGACAUAUAUAUACCAAAGGUUUUAGUAGAAUACCAAUUUACUAGGGUCACAGAGAAAAAAUUGUAGGCAUUUUGAUGGCAAGAGACCUAAUUCUUAUCAAUCCUGAUAAAUAAAGGAUCUCAAUUCGCUAACUAUCAAGCAUUCUAGUGAGGAACGUUAUAUAGAUAGAUCACGCCACUAGAUUAGACCCGAUUCUUACAUACUUCAAGAAAGGGCAAUCACAUUUGGGUAUCAUCACCAAGGUAGAAUAAUAUGAAGAUAGGGAUCCAUAGAUCAAAAUGAUAGGUAUAAUAACACUUGAGGACAUCAUCAAGGAGCUGUUAUAAAAUGAGAAAGAUGAUGGCAUAAACAAGAAAUAGCUUACUUAAGGCUAUAAACAAACUGGAGAAAAGUUAUAGCAUAAAGAGAAACUAGUUUUACUGUUUAGUGGUUCUCAAGCAGGCAAAGAAUUGAGUUCAGAGGAGCUGCUUGCAGUUUGUGAAUUUCUUUAAAAGCAAGUCAAGGCUUUCAACACAACCAGACUCCGCAAGAAGGUUAUGAUUGAGCUCAUAAAGAAUAGUUAGGUCUAAGAGAUCUAUUCAAAUUAUGAUGCAAACUAAUAACGAAAUUUUGGUUUGAAAGAAUCUUUUUGUCAGGGAAAGGAGAUUAAAAUAACAAGCAAGUAAAAUAAGAUAGAGGAUAAAAUUAAAGCAUAUACUUAAAAAAAUAUGCAAAACUACUAUAAUACUAAUGUCUCACCGAGAAGAACCUUCGCCUUUGACGAUAAACCUUCAGAAAGCAAUCAUAUUAGAUCCAGUGAUAUAAAACUUAGAUUAACUGAUGGCACAGCAAUCAAAAACGGAAGUAAUGAUAAUGAUCAAUUAAUCUCCUAAGAUCUGUAGCAAGAUGAUAGUUAAUUCCUUUAUAGAAGAGGUGUUGCUUCUGAAGAUUUUAUUCUACUUUUAUAAGGAAAAGUUCAAGUCUAGAGUGGGUUAGAUCAAUUUUAGGUUACACUCAGCACGUUCAACUACUUUGGAUUAGAUGCUCUGAUCACUGAUAAUUACAUCCCAGAUUACACUGCAAGAGUAUCUAAGUAUGCUAGAAUAAUACGGAUUAGCAGGAUCAACUACAGGAAAGCAAUAUCAGACGUUAAAAAUUUCCUUAAAUGA
This is a messenger RNA of Stylonychia lemnae, 1863 nucleotides long. The record is from the annotation of a GenBank genome assembly. NCBI's taxonomy places the organism in Eukaryota, Ciliophora, Spirotrichea, Sporadotrichida, Oxytrichidae.